AUUCAGACUGAGAAAACUAGUGGAGUGAACAAUGUCGACGGGAUUGACGAUUUUGUGUUUGUUGGUUUUUCAAAGUGUUGGUUGGAUCUCCUCUGCUUUGACUGGCGAGCUUAGAAUUGCUGGUAUUUUCGAAAAUAUCCAACUUCAUCAAAGUGCGUUUACAUACUCCAAUAAUCUGUAUAACUAUGAAAAAGAUCUUAAGGAUGCACCAGUCUCCCAUAUAGUGGAUUCUAGUAUAUUGAAGGAUGAUCCAUUUACAGCGCUUAGGGGAACUUGUUUAUUUUUAAAACAAGGAAUAGUCGGAUUGUUUGGUCCUCAGUCGUCUCUCAACUUUGAUAUAGUCCAAUCGAUAACGGAAAGGAACGACAUACCACACAUUUUAACACGAUGGGUCAAUCCGUCCCAAAUGGGUAGACAAACUAUAAACUUUUAUCCAAGUCCUCCGAUUUUAGCCAAUGGGUUUAUGGAUAUCAUCAGAAAACUUGAAUGGGAAAGCUUUACCCUUCUUCAUACUGAUUCGGAACAUUUGAUGCAAAAUAAAGACUUGAUUGAAAAAGCAAAGGAUGAAGGUAUCAUUGUUUAUAUUGAAAAUGUUGAAAAUAUGGAUCCUAACAAAAAGGGAGAUUACAAAUCAGUUCUUCGAAAUGCCGUACGGUCAGGACAAAAGAAUUUUGUAUUGGACUGCCCAAUUCGAGAUCUAAGAAAUCUCUUAACCCAAAUUCAGCAAGUUGGUUUAUUAAGUUCAGGUUAUCAUUUCUUAAUGACCAAUUUAGAUGCUCACACUGAAGAUUUAACUUCCUUUAUGUACAGUGAUGCUAUUAUUACAGGGGUUCAUCUCACCAAACCAAAUGAUGAAAUGUCUGCAAGAGCUUCAAUGGAAUUGUGUCACCUCUACAACGUUACUUUUAAACUGGAAUGUGGAACUCCGGAAUUAGAUAUAGAAACUGCUUUGAUCCUAGAUUCAGUUAGCGUCUUUUUGAAGACUCUAAAAGCUUUAGAGGUAACACAAGGUCAAUACCUGUCAUGUGAUAACACAGAUGGUUGGAUAUACGGUUUAAAUAUAAUUAACACACUUCAAACGGGAUCCUAUGAAGGAAUUACAGGAAUAAUCGAAUUUGGACCAGACCGUUUUAGAAACGCGUUCCAGUUAACCAUAUACCAAAUUAGGGGAGCAAAGUUAGAAAGAGGAAGUUGGAACACAACUGUUGGUCUAAGUGAAGAUGUCGUAUUAGAAUUUGAAGACGAUAAAGAGGAACCUGAAGGACUAGAGCUUGAGGAUAGAAACGUGAAUGUUUUGAUUACAAUGACUAAACCUUAUGCACAACUGAAAGAAUCUACUCAUCGUUUGUCAGGCAAUGACAGAUACGAAGGAUAUGCAAUAGACCUUAUUGAAGAAAUCGCAAAAAUAUUAGGUUUCGAAUACACGUUCAUGGUUAGAAAUGAUAACCAGCAUGGUCAUUUCGACAGCUUAUCUGGAAAAUGGACAGGAAUGAUUGCAGACGUUAUAGACGGGCGAGCAGAUUUAGCGGUUUCCGAUUUGACGAUUAACAAAGAAAGAGUAGAACCUGUAGAAUUUACUCAACCCUUUAUGUCUGUAGGUAUAAGUAUAUUAUUUCGAGAGGCGAAUGCAGUUCCACCUAGUUUCUUCUACUUUGCUCAACCGUUUGCUAUUAAAUUUUGGCAAAUCUUGGCAAUAUCAUAUAUCAUAAUAGUAUGUUCUCUAUUUUUAAUCGGAAGAUUGUCACCAAAUGAAUGGCAAAGGGCUGAAACCUGCCGGGAAAGUAAAAAAUAUUUAGAGAACGAUCUGACCUUCCUAAACUCUUUGUGGUUUGUGUCUUCGGGUGUAUUUAGACAAGCUACAAAUGUCAAAGUUAAUUCGGUGUCAGCAAGGAUUAUCUCAGCAACUUGGUGGUUGUUUUGCUUCGUUUUAGUAGCUAACUACAUAUCAUUUUCGCUUUCGAGAAACGCAAUUGUCGAACAAGAACAAUUGUUUAGUAAUGUCGAAGAACUUCUGGAAUAUGCCGAAAAAAACGAUAUUAGGUUUGGUGCUUUAAAAGGAGGGACCACAGAAGGAUUUUUUAAAAGUUCUAAAAAUGUCUACUAUCAACAAGUAGGUAAAUAUAUGGACGAUCACCCAGAAGAUAUGGUACCAUCAACUGCAGAUGGAAUAGCUAGAGUACUUGAAGGUGAUUAUGCCUUUUUUAUGGAAUCGGCUACAAUUGAAUAUACUGUAAGGAGACACUGCAAUUUAUCCAAAUAUGGUAGUGAACUAGACCAGAAAGGUUUUGGAAUAGCUGUUAAAAAAGGAUCUCCACUUUUAGCUCCCCUAAAUAAAGCAAUUAUCAAAUUACAAUCAAAUGGAGAAUUGCAACGAAUUAAAAGAAAAUGGUGGGAAGAAAAAUAUGCAGGAGAAGUAUGUGACGUUGAUGGUUCCUCCGAGAUUGCCCCAAAAUCAGUAGCUCAUAUCAAUGGAUUGAUAGCUAUAACAUUUGCGGGAAUUGCGAUAGCUCUAGUCACAUCCCUGUUAGAGUUUGUUGUGCAUGUCUACAAAAUAAGCAAGAAAGUUAAACAACCUUAUAGUAAUGUAUUUAGUGAAGAAAUUAAAAAAUGUUUCGGAAGAAACAGGACAGUACAACAUAUUGAAGAUGUUGCUCUAACAAAAACUGAAAACGGCAGUAGUUCGAAUACAGAGAAGGAAGCACCUUAAACGUUACUUUUGUUGUUAUUAAUUAUAACACCAAGAUAAUAAUUAUAAAUAAUGUUACAUUUAAUAAUAAAAUGGGUUGUUU
Messenger RNA from Diabrotica balteata, 2789 nucleotides. The record is from the annotation of a GenBank genome assembly. Lineage: Eukaryota; Metazoa; Arthropoda; Insecta; Coleoptera; Chrysomelidae.